Helianthus annuus (common sunflower) is the source of this 384-nucleotide messenger RNA. RefSeq lists its product as uncharacterized. Lineage: Eukaryota; Viridiplantae; Streptophyta; Magnoliopsida; Asterales; Asteraceae. The coding region runs from base 1 to 384 and encodes 127 amino acids. The transcript has a single exon. The record is from RefSeq and is a predicted model, not a curated record.
AUGGAUGUUUUGGAAACGAUAACGGAGUGGAACGAAUGUAGCGAUCAAGACAAGGCAAAAGCCGAUGUCUUCUUCCAUAAACACAUUGAUGAGAUGUUGCAAUUUGAAUAUUCAAAUUUUGAGGAUCCAUACGUUUUGUGGGAAGAUUUAAAAAGCAGAUUUGAUAAUCAAAGGGAAGUUUUACUUCCCACUUCUAGAGAUAAAUGGAACAAUCUCAGGUUCCAGGAUUUUAAAAAGGUGAAUGAAUACACCUCUGCUUUGUACAGGAUAUGCUCAACGCUCCGAUUCUGUGGGCAAACUGUUACGGAGGAAGAUAUGUUGGAGAAAACUUUCUCCACAUUUCAUGCAUCAAAUAUAAACUUGCAACAACAAUAUCGGUUGUAA